Molecule: messenger RNA, 1721 nt
Organism: Condylostylus longicornis
Lineage: Eukaryota; Metazoa; Arthropoda; Insecta; Diptera; Dolichopodidae
Gene: mthl15
Product: G-protein coupled receptor Mth
Exons: 9
Coding region: 1-1644 (547 amino acids)
Biological process (GO): cell surface receptor signaling pathway; G protein-coupled receptor signaling pathway
Cellular component (GO): membrane
Molecular function (GO): G protein-coupled receptor activity
Source: RefSeq, a predicted model, not a curated record
AUGGUUAGAACAUGUAAUCGUCCUAGUAUAUGUAUGGGAAUACCAUGUGUACGACGUUGCUGCCAAAGAAAUGAGAAACGUGUUAAAAUUAAUGGUACAAGAAUAUGUGUUCCAGAUUCAAGUCAUAUUGAUAUACAAUAUAAAUUUCAUGAUAUUGAUAUGUUAACAAAUGGAAAUUUAAUAUGUAAUGAGAUUCCAUGUAUUCCACGUUGUUGUAAAAUUAAUGAAAAACGUAUUAAAUAUAAUGGUACAGCAAUUUGUGUACCAGAUUUAAGUAAUAAUGAUAUAGAUAUUAUAUUUCAUAGUUAUAAGAAAAUUAAUAAAGAAAUUAUAUCAGAUGUUAUUAAACCGAGGGUUUAUGGAACAUUAUAUGGUCAAGAUUGUUUAAGUUAUAAAUUAGAUCCAAAUAUUGAUCCAAGAGAAUUACAUUUAAUUAAUUAUAAGGAUGGUUCAUUAUAUUUACCAAAUGAAGAUGAACAAAAUUCAUUUACAAAUUCUGAAUAUUGUAUUGAAAAAUUAGAGGGUCCAAAAAGUACACAGGUUGGAACAUUCGUAUGUUUUCCAUCGACAACAGAAAAUACCGAAAUAAAAUUUAAAAUAUAUUCAGUUGGAAUAUUAAUAUCCUGUGUAUUUUUCUUCUUAACACUUUUAGUAUAUAUAUGUGUACCGAAAUUAAGAAAUUUACCAGGAAAAAUUUUAAUAUGUUUAGUAUCUUGUUUACUUGUUGCUUAUUUAGGAAUAGCAAUUGGUCAAAUAUCACCACCAAAUAAUGAUAAAUUAUGUUAUUCAUUUGCGUUUUUUAUAUAUUUCAGUAUGAUGGCAGCAUUUUCAUGGAUGAAUAUAAUGUGCUUUGAUAUUUGGUUAACAUUUGGUUCAACAUCUAGACCUCGUGGUAAUUUUGGUAAUCAGGAACUUAAAAGAUUUUUAAUGUAUUCUUUAUAUGGAUGGGGAAUGCCAAUUUUAAUCACAUUAUUAACAAUGUCAGUGACAAGAUUCAAUUUAGUUAGUGAUGAUUUACAACCAAAAUUUGGAGAAGGACGUUGUUGGUUUCAAUAUGCUCAUUCAAAACCACAUUUAGUAUUUUUCUUGGGCCCCGUAGGAAUAUUAUUUUUAUUUAAUUUAAUAUUAUUCAUUUUAACAUUAAAAUAUUGUAAUCAAGUUAAAAAAGAUAUACAAAGGAUGCAAAGUACAAAUGCUGAUAAACCAAUUAUAAAAACACGUUUUACUGUUGAUAAAACACGUUUUAUUAUGAAUACAAAAUUAUUUAUCGUAAUGGGUAUAACAUGGAUUUUAGAAAUAAUCAGUACAAUAUUUUAUGAUCAAAAGAAUGUAUAUUUAUGGUAUAUAAGUGAUUUUUCAAAUAUAUUACAAGGUGUAUUAGUAUUCUUUGUAUUUGUAUUUAAAAGACGUGUCUGGUAUGCAGUAUUGGAUAGGUUUGGUAUUAAAACAGCAUCAGCUAGGAAAAGUACAACUAUGGCUACAACAAGUACAUUUACUGGAGGUAGUUCAGUUAAUUUACACAGAUUACGUAGUAUGGAAAGUUGUUCAUCAUUAUUAGCAACGAAUGCUACAGCAGUUAAUGGAAGAAGUUAUCAAAAUCAAUUGCCCUUUAUCUCUUGGAAAGAUCUAUUGGAUAGCUCAUAGCAUACGUAAAAAAUUAUUGUAUAAAAACAAAAUUUACAAAUAAGUUCAGGUUGUACUUUUUUAGUUAUUGCUAUUUA